AUGAUGCUGUUUAUCGAGAUAGGGAGACAUGAUAGUCCCCUUUCAACCCCUUUCCGUUACGGUGGGGGGCAUAGAGCUUCGAUAGGCUCAGGUGCGCAAUUCAGAGACAUGGUGACACUCAUGUUUAAGUUUUGGGCAGCGAUAGGUACGAGCUGGAUUUGGAUGUAUCUGUUGUACAAGGGCGAUGCCAGUCAUGAGAGUCGAGGCCUGCAUCAAAGAAAUAAGAAAAAAAAAGGGGGGGGUGGGGGGGGGGGUUCAACAAAGACGAAGACACAGAGCGUGAGAUUGGGAGUUGUCUCAGACAAAGAGUGGAAUUGUGAGAUUCAGGAAGCGAAGCCUCACUCCCUUUCUUCCCCAGUCAUGACGACCACCAUGGAUGUUUUUAUCGGUUCAUGGUCACUAACUUAA
Fusarium verticillioides 7600 is the source of this 408-nucleotide messenger RNA. RefSeq lists its product as hypothetical. The transcript has a single exon. The record is from RefSeq and is a predicted model, not a curated record. Lineage: Eukaryota; Fungi; Ascomycota; Sordariomycetes; Hypocreales; Nectriaceae. The coding region runs from base 1 to 408 and encodes 135 amino acids.